This is a messenger RNA of Salvelinus namaycush (lake trout), 2124 nucleotides long. Its product is annotated as PH and SEC7 domain-containing protein 1-like. Lineage: Eukaryota; Metazoa; Chordata; Actinopteri; Salmoniformes; Salmonidae. Gene Ontology annotation, biological process: regulation of ARF protein signal transduction. The record is from RefSeq and is a predicted model, not a curated record. Bases 1 to 1794 code for a protein of 597 amino acids. The transcript has 14 exons. Gene Ontology annotation, molecular function: phospholipid binding; protein binding; guanyl-nucleotide exchange factor activity.
AUGCGAUCAGGCCGGGGUGCCAGGACAGGGAGAGGGGGGGUCAAUAGGGUGACCAGUUUGAGACACUCGUACAGGGAGGGGACAGGUACAACAAGGAAGGCCAGCUCUGUGUUCUGUUGGCAUGGCUCACUCGGAGAGGAUAGGUACCUUCCUACUCGCCACUCGAGCUCAAGGCGGAGGGAGAAGGCUCGUCUGGCGACAGACUCGGAGCUGGAUCAGGACCUCAGUGAGCGGCUGGGACUGGGGAGCAGCGACACCCUCACCAACGGUAACCGUGCUGACGGGGAGGCCGCUAAGCGCCUGGCCAAGCGCCUCUUCACCCUGGACGGCUUCAGGAAGUCCGACGUGGCCCGUCACCUCAGCAAGAACAAUGACUUCAGUCAUAAGGUUGCAGAGGAGUAUCUACACUUCUUUAACUUCACAGGUCUUAAUGUGGACCAGGCUCUGAGAGCCUUACUCAAACAGUUUUCCCUGAUGGGAGAGACUCAGGAGAGGGAGCGGGUGCUGUCUCACUUCUCCAGGAGAUACCUGCACUGUAACCCAAAACUCAUACCCUCUGAGGAUGGUGUUCAUACCUUGACCUGUGCCCUGAUGCUGCUAAACACAGACCUGCAUGGCCAUAACAUUGGCAAAAGGAUGUCCUGCACACAGUUCAUUGACAACCUGGAGGGUCUGAAUGAGGGUCACGACUUUCCCAAAGACUUGCUGAAGGCCCUGUACAACUCAAUCAAGAAUGAGAAGCUUCAAUGGACAAUCGAUGAGGAGGAGAUGCGGAAGUCUUUCUCGGAGCUGGGGGACACCAACCAGGCUGACUCCACCUCUAAACACAUGAAGAGCAUGGCCAGUGGUGGGAAACACCUCGUGGUCAUGGCCCAGCCCUCGGGAGCCCUGCUGUACAAGAACGGCUUCCUGGUGCGCAAGGUGCACGCCGACUCAGACGGCAAGAGAACACCGCGUGGGAAGAGAGGAUGGAAGACGUUCUAUGGCAUUCUGAAGGGGCUGAUUCUCUACCUGCAGAAGGGAGAGUACCGGCCAGAUAAACAGCUGUCGGACGAGGAUCUGAAGAACGCCGUGUCUAUCCACCACUCUCUGGCGAUGAGGGCUGCUGACUACAGCAAGAGACCCAAUGUGUUCUACCUCCGCACCGCCGACUGGAGAGUCUACCUCUUCCAGGCACCAAACGCGGAGCAAAUGCAGUCGUGGAUCACGCGCAUCAACACGGUAUCAGCCAUGUUCUCAGCACCACCCUUCCCUGCAGCCAUUGGUUCACAGAAGAAAUUUGCCCGACCGCUGCUGCCAGGCUCCACCUCCAAACUGUCACAGGAGGAGCAGGUCCAGUCCCAUGAGGCUCGGUUCCGGGCCAUCUCCACUGAACUGGCUGAGCUGCGCUCGUAUCCUCCAGACCGAAAGGUCAAAGGCCGUGAGCUGGAGGAGUACCGCCAGCGGGACGAGUACCUGGAGUUUGAGAAAACGCGCUAUGGUACCUACGCCAUGCUACUGCGGGCCAAGAUCCGCUGCGGCGAGGAUGACUUGUCCGUAUUCGAGGCCCAGAUCCUGGAGGACAAUGGCCUGCAGCGCGCCCACUCCAGCCCCACACUGCAGGACAGCAGCCAGGCCAGCCAGGCCAGCCAGGCCUCCCAGGGCAGCAGCACCAAGGAGCCGGUGGGCUGCAGCGGUAUAGGAAAAGGCUCCAAGCGCACAGAGGGCCAGAGAUACAGCUACCGCCAGGCCGUCAAGAAGGUGUGUCCACAUUCCAUGAGGGAGCCUAAACACUCGGGUACUUGCAGUUCCUGAACUUUUCUUUGGGGCAAAUAUGGCGGCAACAAGGUGGCUCUAGUGGAUCCGUAAUGGCAGUGCACUAUGCAUCAGGAUCCGCAAUGGAGGUUCAGUUGCAGCUCUUCCUCCUGGCCCGAAUCAGGGCGAGGGCAGAGGAGAGACUGAGCUCUCAUGACUUCAGACACUCCACUCUCUACAGACUCUCACUCUUCUCCCCUCUCAGAGAGGGGGUAACUGUGGCUCCCAUCUCUAUCCUAUCUCCCAAAUGGGUUGUCAGUGUGGCGGAUGUCAUUUGAGGCAUGUCAUUAUAAACUGGGUGGUUCGAGCCCUGAAUGCUGAUUGGCCGAC